This is a messenger RNA of Pimephales promelas (fathead minnow), 4217 nucleotides long. It is a transcript of the gene neto2b, whose product is annotated as neuropilin (NRP) and tolloid (TLL)-like 2b. Gene Ontology annotation, cellular component: postsynaptic density. The record is from RefSeq and is a predicted model, not a curated record. Lineage: Eukaryota; Metazoa; Chordata; Actinopteri; Cypriniformes; Leuciscidae. Gene Ontology annotation, molecular function: ionotropic glutamate receptor binding.
UCGCUGUUCAGAAGCACAGAGCUCAAGAGUUUCUGCAAACGCGUAGCUGUGAACAGUUUUAUAUGAGUGCUUUCAAUGGAUUUUUUUCCCAAAUUAAUUUUAGGAACGAGAUGCUUCUUUAUUCAUGAAAUCUGUUGCAGAUCCGUAUUGCGACAGUCUUAACUUCGUGUCGUUGAAAAUGUAGACAGCAAAUCUCACGAGACCAAAAGUGUUCAGUGGAAAUGCAUGAAGUCUUGGUUCUGCUUAUCCUGAUAGAGGAGGGCUUUGCAUUGGCACAGAAAACUCAAGCUAUGCCUCAGAUUGUGGCUGUUGAGGAUAAGAAGCCUGCUCACUGUGGAACUUUGAUCCAGACAGCAAAUGGAGGAUCAUUCAGUUCCCCAAACUACCCCAGCACCUACCCACCAAACAAGGAGUGUGUGUACAUACUGGAGGCUCAUCCACGGAAGAGAAUCCAGCUCGCCUUCGAUGACAUCUACUACAUCGAGCCGUCCUUCGAGUGCCGCUUUGAUAACAUUGAAAUCCGUGAUGGACCAUUUGUUUUCUCUCCGUUGAUUAAUCGGUUCUGUGGGCCAAAUAGUCCAGGGAUUGUCACCUCCUCUGGACGCUUCAUGUGGAUCAGAUUUGUUAGUGAUGAGGAGCUUGAAGGCAUGGGUUUCAGGGUGGAGUAUUCAUAUACUGCAGAUCCAGAUUUUCAUCUUCAUGUUGGAGGACUCUUGAAUCCCAUUCCAGACUGUCAGUUUGAAUUGUCUGGAUCAGAUGGCAUAAUCAGAUCUAGUCAAGUUGACGAGGAAAACAAGGUGAAAUCAGGGGAAGCAUUGGAUUGUAUUUGGACCAUACGAGCUCCGCCGAUGUCUAAGAUCUAUCUCCGCUUUCUGGAGUACCAGCUGGAGAACUCAAAUGAGUGUAAGAAAAACUUUGUUGCGAUCUAUGAAGGCAGUAAUGCCAUUGAAGAUCUAAAGGCCAAGUUCUGCAGCACUGUUGCCAAUGACAUCACACUUGACAAUCCCGUGGGUGUUGUUCGAUUGUGGGCCGACGAGAACAGCAAACUGAGUCGGUUCCGUAUGCUCUUUACAGUCUUUGCUGAACCUCCGUGUUCGGCCAAUACAUUUUUCUGUCACAGCAACAUGUGCAUCAACAAUACUCUGGUCUGUAAUGGUGUUCAGAACUGUGUGUUUCCCUGGGAUGAGAACAAUUGCAAAGAAAAGAAGUCUAAAAGUUUUUUGCAGCAAAUGAGUAGAACUCAUUGCACUGUGAUUGGAGUGGCCACUGGUGUUGUUUUUCUUCUUCUCAUCAUAUCUGUAUUUAUACAGAUGAAGCAGCCGAGAAAGAAGGUUUUGAGCCGUAAAGGUUUAUUCAGCACUGCAGAGAUGCAGGAGGUGCUGGAGCCGCCUCAGUAUGAGCUGUUCUCCAUGCGGGAAGCUGAACUGCCGGAUGAGCUGUCCGAGGAGCUGGAGGGUCUGCAGAAACUCCGCCGGUCCUCCAGCAUGUCCCGCUGCGUGCACGAGCAUCACUGUGGAGCUCAGAGCAACGCUGCCUCCAUUAUUAUGGCAACCAGACCGCAUCAUCUCGCGCGGGGCUCUGAGGAGCUGAGUACGGUUGUCGGGGCCAGAGGCUGGGGUAGUUUCCAUGGACGCAGGAGCAGCUCGCGUUCGCACCCUUUCACGCACGAUCCACACUCUCACGCUUACAGCGCACAGAGUCUGCACGAGGCACUGGAAGAUGAAGACCUCGGGCUGGAGGGACGCGUGAUGGAAGAAAUCGGCUACAAUGAUUUCGCACGUGGACGCAAUGUCGUGAUGGUACGUAACCCUGUCCAGCAGCGUUCUCUCUCUAUGGACUUCUGAGUGGAGGGUCAGAAUCAGCUGACACUUUUUACAUCCUGUUUAAAAAUACAAUAAUAUAAUUCAUACAGGGGUGGAGCUAGGAGGCUGUGGCCACCAUUGACCGACAAUUAACCAUUUCUGUCUUUUUUAUCUUGACCAGACGUGAGUUUAUUUAGAUGUACAACCGUCUCUUUACGAUCCCAACACACGGUUUUUAAGUGCGCACACAAAGUUUACAUCAGUGCCAGGCGCAAAUCAUUCAAAAGCAUUGAAAAACGGGUGCUGGGGAAACUCAGUGCCUCCGGUGAAUAGUAGAUAUAAAAAAUCGCUGAAAAGCUGGGUAAAUACAAGUUGGUUAAAUGUGGAGAUGAAUAAAGCAGCGACAAAUCUUUAAAAAAUUUGUACUGUGGGUUUGUGCCAUAUUCCGAGAUCUGAGCCACAGAACGCUAAAUACACAUACUCUCUUACUCUUUCUGAUUAUUUGUAAGUGUGAAUGCGUGAAUUGUAUUCAGUAGUGUAGUAGGCACUAAAAGUGUCCAUCGCUGCGUAUCUCAAAUACAUUGUGACCUAAGUUGAUCGCAGGGACCAUUGGUGUCAAUGGUUCAAUGAUCUACUUAGGCCUACAUGCUUUUGGAGACGUAGCCCAGUAAGUUAUAUGGUCUAACUAAUUUUUUUAUGUUUGAAUUAUGAACAUUUCUGUGCCACCCCAGAAAUGCCUGGCCACACCAAUGAAAAUAUCUUGGCUCCGUCACUGAAUACAUAGCUGUAAAUGUUCACAAUUGCUCACACCUUCUUUUAUUAUUUUAGUUUUUUUUUUUUUUUUGGUCGUAGUUUUAUGUGUGACCUCUUUUCCGUUCAUAUAAUUUAUUUCAGGCCAAGUAGAGUAGUUUUUAUUGGUGUUAUUCUCAUUCCUCAAUUCUAAAUUGUAGGAAGAGCGGGUUUCUACCACGUUUGAACAUUUCUUUGGAUUAGUUUUUGCUUGCUGAACAAUUGUCUAAUGAUUCAUUCAUUUUGUAUCCACAUCAUUUUGACAAACAGCUCAUGUCUUUGUGUCACCUGCAUGAGCCUGUUUUGAAUUUGAAUAUAUUUAAAAAUGUAAUUUAUUCCUUUGGUAGUAACGUUGAAUAUUCAAAAUCAUUACUCCAGUCUUCAUUGUCACAUGAUCUUUCGGAAAUCAUUCUAAUAUUCUGAUUUGAUGCUCAAGAAACAUUUAGAAUAGAAUAGUAUAGUAUGUGGUUCUGAAUUCAACACAUGAUUAGCUGGUUCAGGUGUGUUUAUUAGUCGAAAAUUGGCCAUACAGGAUUGGACACCUAUUUUAACAGCACAUUGUGGAGAGAAAAGGGUUCAGUAUAGUUAAUGUACUAUAGUUUUAUGGGCAAAACUGUCAUACUGUCAGAAACAUACCUUGGCUUCUACUUCAUUAAACCUAAAUCUCCUUCUGAAUAAAGAUGUGUGACAUUAUUGUGAAAAUGCAAGGAGAAUGGACUAUGGACAGUGGAUUGUGUCUGUAUUCAUUUUGCUUCUUUUCCCCUUUUUUUUCAUCCCAACUAAUCUCAGCCUAGUCGGAAAAUUACUAAAACUAACUAAAAUGAAUUCUACCAUACUAGAAUAUCGUAAUGAUGCUAUAAAACUGCCUUGAACGGAAGUUCAUAGAUUUUGGUAUUAAUUUUUUUUAAAUAAAACUGUCAUUAAGAUAUUUAAUAAAAACUGUUCUUAUAAGGCACUUGAGAUAUAUUGUGAUCUAUAUUUGCAUGUUUGUAUUGAAUAUAUUCAUAAUAGAGAACGUGCUCGGGUACUAUAAUUAUUGCUUAAUAUUUGGGUAUUUUUUAGUUUGUUUUUUAUUCACGUGAGCAUGCAAACUUUCAACAUUCUUUUUCUGGGGUUUUUUGUUUUCUUUUUUCUUUUUAGUAUGAGGUAUUCCCCAUAUACAACAGCCCGUAGGCAGACAUUCAUAUUAUAGUAAAUCAUUUUUUAUAAUACAAUAAACAUAGUAAAUAUGUAACCAGUUGACUAAGUUAGAUAAUAGAUCUAUGUUGCAAAUUUCCCCAGUUUCCUUUUUCUGUGAACACUUUUUCUUUCUUUUUUCCCAAGUGCACUGUCAGGUUUGCCUGACUCGCUGUGCAGCCGAAUGAUAUUUAUGGCCAUGUUACGCCCUUUUUCAUACUGUAACAUAUUUCCGAUUAUUAUUAUUUUAUUUUUUUCUGUGUUCUUUGGUUUUGUUCAUUUAAUUUUAUUCUGAUCCAUGUUCUUGUCCUUGUUUCUUCUUGACCAUUUUGGUUAGCCUUCAUGGUUUGUCAAUAUCCCAGUUAUGACUCAUGUCACACGUCCUAGAUUGUCAUGUGAAGUUUUGUUAUUUGAAAUAAAGUAAAUAUAAUUUGUUUUCUUUACAGCACA